GUUUGAGUGGGAGAGUGUGUGUGUGUGUUUGUGUUUGUGUGUGCGCAUGUCCUUGUGAGGGUGAAGCGAGGUAGCACAGCUCGACACACACUCGGCCACAGACAUGAAUCAGCUCCUGAAAGUUCCAGUUCUGGCCAGCCGUGCCUUCAGCAGCUCUGCCAGGCAGAUGAGGAACAGAGUGCCAGAGGCUCAGAAACUCUUCCAGGAGGACAAUGGACUCCCGGUCCACAUCAAAGGAGGAACCCUUGAUGUCCUGCUCUACCGGGCAACCAUGACUAUAGCUCUCACAGGAACCUGCUACUCUCUGUACUGGCUGUUCACUGCCUCCAUGCCUCAGAAGAAAGCCUAAAGAAGAAAGAGCCCCGGCCUCAGUCUGUCGCAUGGAGGACGACGCUCGGCUCUAACACUAAUGUUUGUUGUGUAUAACUGUAUUUGGUUUGUAUCAUCAUCCGUCCUUAUCUCAUCAGGGGAAUGAUGAAUAUUUAAAAGGUGUAAAAAAAAUAAUUUGAAUUCAGUUUCUGCAGAGUUUUCAUUUGUCUUGAAUUUAGAGCAAGAUUCUGAUUGUUACUCAACCAUGCAAGCUAACAAUCUUCUCGUUGUCCUCUUUCUGCGUGAGUCACAGAGAGGAGGGUUCAGAGAUACUGCAGCUCCAGGACAAUUUUAGCAGGGACGGAAAAAGAAUGAGUAAAUGUCACUUAAAACAAAAGUUAGACUGUGUAAAAAUGUACUAAAAUAAGAGUAAAAAGCAGGUCAGAUAAAAUCUACUGUGAGCGAA
Molecule: messenger RNA, 775 nt
Organism: Toxotes jaculatrix (banded archerfish)
Lineage: Eukaryota; Metazoa; Chordata; Actinopteri; Toxotidae
Gene: cox7a1
Product: cytochrome c oxidase subunit 7A1, mitochondrial
Exons: 4
Coding region: 104-349 (81 amino acids)
Biological process (GO): regulation of oxidative phosphorylation; mitochondrial electron transport, cytochrome c to oxygen; mitochondrial respirasome assembly
Source: RefSeq, a predicted model, not a curated record